UUUUUUUUAACAAUGUCUUAUUUACACCCGACUAGUUUGUCUUUUAAACGAGGCCUUGCUCUUGCCUUUGGCCUGCAGACCCUGUAUUCCACUCGCCAAAGUCAACGGUGUGAAAGUGCAGCUUUCUCUGCCACGCCUCUUUCUUCAGCUCAUAUUCGCUAAAAAAGACCCCCUGAUAUCCAGCAGAAGAAUCUCCCCCCUUUGGCGAAAAUGCUCGGAUGUAUGUACUACGGACAAAUCGGCAAAGAGGACACGGAGCGCUUGCUGGAAAAGUAUGGCAAAGAUGGAAGCUUCCUCCUGAGAGACAGCCAGAGUGUGCCUGGAGCUCUGUGCCUCUGCGUGAGGAAAACUCCAUUUGUCCACACUUACAGGAUUGAGCAUUCAUCUGAAGGCUGGGCUGCUGAGACUAUCAACAGAGAGAAGCCACAGUGGUUUCAGUCCCUGGAUGAGCUCAUUGAGUGCUACAGAAAUCUGACCCCUCACAACAUGGUUCCCCUCCUGUAUCCUCUGGAGAAAGCACACCUGAGUAAGGAGGAUAGGCAGUACACAGGUCCUGCACUGUGUGUUCAUUCAGCAGCACAACUGGCCUACAUGGAGAUGUGAAGACCUGAAGUGACUCUCGGAGUGAAACAAAACUGUAAAUUUGUGUUUUGACAGCUAUUAUUUUUUUCCUUUUUCUUUUUUUAUUUUAAUAAGUAAUGUGAACUCUCUGUUUUGAUGUUGUGAAUGUUCUACUUUUUUUGUCUGAAAUAUGAAGCAGAGUUUUCCCUACCUGUCUAAUCUUUAAGGUGGUACAUUCACUUCUCUCCAGUGAGCCCAUCAUUCUUCCGUUAGUUGACAGAGGCUGCAGCUUCUAUGAAAAUAUUCCACAAGAUGGCAGUAAAGUUAUUAAACGGAAGUCUUUUUCAUUGGCUUCUGUUUCUCUUAACAUUCAACAACAUGCAUUGCUGUUUAAAACCUUGGAAUCACUCAGUCAUAUAAAUAUGUACACACACACACACCUUUCAGUAUUCUUUUUUCUUAAUUGAGUGUCCAAAUAAUGUGUGUAUUUCUUGGAAUAAAAGCACAAGCAUCUCAUGUUACAUGAAAUGUGCCCUUGUUCAUGCCUAAAUAUAAAAUAUUUUGGAAUUUUUUGAAAUGGGACAAAAUAUACUGUGGUGGUUGUCAGUAUACUUGGGGAGACGCCACUGUCUAGGGAACACUGCAUUUUGUUGUUUUAUACACAAUAAUAACUUGUACAGUUUCAUUUUAAAAUAUCAUAAACAAGACAAAAUGUUUUUUUACAUACUGUAUUCAAUAUGAAAUUGAAAAGGUAAAAACUGAAAGCUAUGAAAUGAUAAACAGCAGACUGUAAUUACCCAUUUACAGUAAUGUUUGUGAUGUUAUCUACUGCAGCAUUUGUUCAUCUCUUUUCAAAU
Molecule: messenger RNA, 1418 nt
Organism: Colossoma macropomum (tambaqui)
Lineage: Eukaryota; Metazoa; Chordata; Actinopteri; Characiformes; Serrasalmidae
Product: SH2 domain-containing protein 1A-like
Exons: 5
Coding region: 211-603 (130 amino acids)
Source: RefSeq, a predicted model, not a curated record